AGCGCUGCUGCGGCCGCGGGGAAGGGCCGGAGCGGGGCAGGGAUGCGGGAGGGGCGCGGGGCGGCGCGGGGCGCAGCCGGAGGGGCGCGGAGCGGGGCCCGGAGCGCCCCCGGCGCGGGGGGGCAGCGGUAGAGCCCCGCGGAGCGAAAGAAGGGCCCCGCGGCACCGCCGCCGCCCGGCGCUGUCCCAUGGGAUGUCCGCUGCCCCCCGCGAGUGCCCCGAUGCGGAGCGCCGCGCCCCCGCCAUGGCCUCGCUCUUCGGGAUCUGGUGGUGGUCUCUUCCCCUCGUGUUGCUGUGGGCGACCCCGCGAGUCGCCUCCUCGUGGUGGUACAUGGGGGCCGUGGGAUCGUCGCGGGUGAUGUGCGACAACGUGCCGGGGUUGGUGAGCCGGCAGCGGCAGCUGUGCCGGCGGCACCCCGAGGCCAUGCUGUCCAUCGGGCGCGGCGUGGCCGCCUGGACGGCCGAGUGCCAGCACCAGUUCCGGCGGCACCGCUGGGACUGCAGCGCCCUGGAGCGGGGGCAGCGCCUCCUCGGCCGCGUCCUGCAGCGCAGCAGCCGGGAGUCCGCGUUCGUCCACGCCAUCUCCUCCGCUGGCGUUGUGUUUGCCAUCACGAGGGCGUGCAGCCAGGGAGAGCUGAAGUCCUGCUCCUGUGACCCCGAGAAGAAGGGCUCUGCCAAGGACAGCAAGGGCCGCUUCGACUGGGGCGGCUGCAGCGACAACAUUGACUAUGGCGUUAAGUUCGCCAGGGCCUUCGUGGAUGCCAAGGAAAGGAAAGGGAAGGACGCCAGGGCGCUGAUGAACCUCCACAACAACCGUGCAGGAAGGAAGGCCGUGAAGCGGUUUUUGAAACAGGAGUGCAAAUGUCACGGUGUGAGUGGAUCAUGCACUCUAAGGACCUGUUGGCUGGCCAUGGCAGACUUUAGGAAAACAGGAGAUUAUCUGUGGAAGAAAUACAAUGGAGCGAUUCAGGUGGUCAUGAAUCAAGAUGGCACGGGUUUCACUGUGGCUAAUAAGAGAUUUAAGAAGCCAACUAAGAAUGACCUGGUAUACUUUGAAAGCUCUCCAGACUACUGUAUCAGGGACAGGGAUGUAGGAGGAGAGCCAGUACACAACCCACUUCUAUGUCAGGAAGCCAUGUGACAGCCUUUGCAGUAAGCCUAAUCCGGUGCAGUCAGCUGCUGGUGGAGGAUGCUGGGCGUGUGUCACGGUGCUGCUCCCUGCUCCCCACCCGGAGCCCGGCAUACGCUUCCACUCCUCCCCAGAUAACGCUCCUGAUGAGGCGUUUCUGUGCUGUGCAGCAGCCUGAAGAUAUGGCUGUUGGGAAGCUGCAGUAAGCCUUCAAUGGGAACGGGAACAGUGCUGUGGGAUUGCCUGCUACUCUCAUGGAGCGAGGAAAGAUAAACACAAGCUGAUCCGAGUUCAGAAGAGAUAACAUCAGCAGCUGAGCAGCAUUUUUUCUUGAUUAGUUUUAUUUUGCCCUGUUGAGCACUCCAGAGCAUUAGCCCUGCUAGAUGAUUGGAGGUAAAAUGAAAUGAGAUUAUGGAAGUCUGAGUUUGGAAAUAUGCGGACAGCACCUCAGUGUCGGCUAAGUAUAAUACCACGGUACUUUGUUAUGCCCUCAAAUGUAGUUCUGGCUCUGGGGAAUUCUGACAGUGUAAUGCUUCAGAAAUGCUGUGUACCUAGAGAUUGAUUAGAACUGGGGCUGAGGGAAGGAUUCCCAGAGCACGUUUCGUGAAGCAUCACAACUCAACAGCUUCACAAACUGUGAAAUGACAGAGCCAGUAUUCUCUGUGGCUUGGGUGUGUUAAUGCAUAAACCCCAGUAAAUGAAAGGUGCUCCAGAGUUGUAUCAUCAAUGAUCCAUCCAAAAAUCCCCAUGUCUCACCUCCUCCUGUUGGAGCUUGCAGCUUUGGCUGUUUGCUGGUGGCAGGCAGCCACUGAGGGUGCUGUCACUGUAUACACCCCGCAGUCUGUCUGGAGGAGGCACUGGAACAUAUAUACAUGAUUCACCCCUGCAAAGGGAAAAACGUUGAGUUAUUAUUUCUUUCCUAGAAGGAGAAGAGGAGUCAUUGCUUUCAGGAGGGAGAUAAUUUGUGGAAACCACUAAUAGCAGCUCACUUAAUAGCAGGAGAGUGUAAUAAGCCAGCCACCUCUAUCUAGCAUUAAGAUUUCAAGGCUUUUAGAGAAGGACCAAAGGAAGACUUGCAGAAUUGUUCAGAACCCACUUGAUUCUGGCUGUGUGGAACCCAAAACAAUUUUUGCCCAUCUAUAUAUUUUUUAAUCAUAAUUCACUAGAAGCAGAGGUUGGACAUCCCAGAGGGCUUUUGAAGACCUUAUGGUGAACUUUCAUAUUUUGACAUACUUAGCAUGGGCUUCCUUUAUAUUAACAUAAACUGCCAGCUGCCAAACUCAAUAAAAGCAUCCCCAGGACUGUACAGGGUGAGGCUUGUUAGGGAGGAUAAUGCUGUAAAAGGAAAUAGAGGGAAGGUUACGCCGAUGGCAGUCUGGGUGCAGCAUGUACUGGCUUUCCUCUGCUUGUCUGCUUGUAAGCUUCUGGUAAAAAACAUAUUAAUUUUUAAAAUGUUGCUUUUUAACCAUCCGUGCGGGCUGGGAUGAUUGAAAAUUGAAGCAAGUUUAUCACAUUUUGAACAGAUUAGGUGCAAAAAUAAAGAAUGCUUUGGGAAUAAAUGUGUGAGAAGCCACAGGACAGACAUCAGCUAUUUACUGGCAGAUCCUUUAGAAGGGCUGUUGUUUGUGGAGUCUGCUAAAGCUGUGUAAUGUGUUCCUGUAAAAGAAAUAGUUGAGAUCUGAAUUAGUUGACCUCUCCAAGUUAGACGUGAUGGCAGGAUUGCACUGGUGAGCAGGGGUUGACUUUUUGCAGAUGUUUUGGUAGCACCGGGGCAUUGGCCAUGUGAAGGUGGUGGUGGGGCAAAGGGACGGGUCGUGUCCGUGUGCAGGUGGUCUCAGGCAGCCCCUCAGGACCUGCUGAAAACCCAUGUGAGAUGUCCCUCGGGCUGCUUUGGGUCACCCACAGGUUUCUCCUGACCUCAUUUGGUCACAUUUUGGUGCUAUCAAAGCCAGCAUUGCUGCCUCUGCUUGCACAUGGGGUGGAGGUGGGCCAGGAGACUGGUGACAAUGUCAUGGGUCUCCAACAAGCAGCUGUGUCUGAGGACUCCUUCACGGGGUUACUUCCCUGUAAUUUUUUCCCCUUAUUGUUCCACAUAAGCCAUUUGCUGUGUUUCUGAGAGGAACGAGGAAGGCCAAGUUCGAAGCGAAAGAGAAACAUGAAAUUAAAUUGUGGCCUGGAAAGUAUUGGCACUGGGCAAGAUGUGUUAGCACUUCAAGUAUGUAACCCAUGGAGGGGAACCAACGCUGAUCUAUGUUAGACACUUUUCACUAAGGUUAGCCCUACACAGUCAGUCCCUGUGUGACUACUUGGCCUGCAUCUCCCAGUUUACGCGCUGAGAACAUAUGAGGCGAAGUCCCAGCCCGUGGGGCUGAUGCUGAGCUCGCAAUGACUUCAGUCAGAGCAAGGGCCAGCCCUGAGGGCUGGGGAGAUGCCAGCAAACUUGGGAUCCUCCUGGGACCGAGGGACCAGGACAGCUGGCAAUGGCUGCAGAGAGAGAAGUCAGACGUGCUCACUGUCAGCUUAUUCUGAAUGAGCUGACUUUUGUCAACACAUUUCUGUCUCUCCAUUACUGAUGUGCUCAAUCCCAACUCUCCCAGAGAUGGUUGUUUUCUGCCCACCCCCUCAGGCCCUCUCACACUUGCCAGGUGUGUAGGGUCCACCUGGAUAUUUCUUGAUUUAAAAAUUACUUUCAGAACUAAUUUUCUGUGAAUGUUUGUUUUUCCUUUUUUUUUUUUCUUUUAUUUUUUUUUUCCAAAGUGCAAGUAUGGAAACUAGUUUACUGUUGUUGAGCUUUUCACUUGUUUCUUUUCUUUUAGGCAAGUGUUGAGUAAUGAAGUUCAUUGCUUGAAGACAUAUUUUUAAAUAGAAAUAGAAGGGAAAAUCUCACGUUACAGAGAAAUAGUGUCACUGUAGUUCUUUAGGAAUGAGGAGAAGAUAGUUCUCAACUUUCCACAUUUGCUCAAGAAAAUGACUGUGCAAAGCAGGGAGAAAGGAAGGGUUUGAUGUGCAGGCCGUAGAGCUGGCAGUGCUCAGAGCUGUGGGUAUGUUGGCGUGUACGACGUUGUGUGUUGGCAUGGCAAUUCUAAAACUCAAACUGAAAACAAAGAGGUUGCACUAAAACUUUCUGCAAGUCAGAACAAUUUCCUGCCUCUCACAUGGUUCAGAGGUGUGCGGUAGGUAUAGCAGGGUGAGACGAGAGAAUUCUACCUUUUUUUCUUUAGUUUCCUCUGUUGUCUUCUUCACCUGAGUGCCUGAAUGCCUCCAGGGGUGCAGCGAUGUGCGUGACUGCUGUCAGCUAUUGCUCAUUUUCUGCCUCGUGGAGGAAACGUUUCUUAUGUGUGCACGUGUCGUAGGUGAACUGAGUUUGGCAAGGGCAAGGCAAGCUAAAUUUGCAUGCAGAAUAUUGUCAGAGGGCUGAGAUGUCUGUUGGUUCCCAGAGGGGCAGCCCUGCGUGGGAUGUGUGUGCCCUGGUUCAUCCAAUGGGGCUGGUGCCCAAGGACUGUCCUUGGGCUCAGGCAGAGCCACGGGAAUGCUGAAGAGGCUCUUUGAACUUCUCAGAUAUGUUAGUUUUGCUUAGGAGCUAAGCUUCUCUGUGCACUAUUUUGUCUUCUGCCACAUUCUGUGGAUAAUCUAGUCUCCUCCCCUAGUAGCACAGUAGAUGUUUGUUUUGUAUUGUGGGUGACAUCAGAUAAUACUGACUUUUGACUAUCUGUUAGGGAAUUAAAUCAUUUUCUUGUUGAAGUCAAUACAAAACUCCCAUUGAAAUCAGUGGGAGUUUCCCAUUCAGGUUCUCUUUGGCUGCUGUGCAGUUUCCUCAGACAUCUGGAAACCAGAACUUCUGGGCUGGGAAAUAACCUGUGUCUUGGCUGAGGAAUGCUGCUCACCUUCCCGGGAAGGCUCCCGCACCUCAUCACAGCCAUUCAUAUUGCAUCACCUGACCUUACGCAGAGGUUGAUGUGAGGCCUUCCUCCCGUAGCUGAACACCAGGCAGUUUGAAUCUAAUCCAAAUCAUGGUUAUUACGGAUUGUUAUCCUCUGUGUGCCACAUCACACAGCCUGGGCACUCCAGGUCUUUGUUACUGGGCCCCGUCAGUGUAGUACACCCACAUGUGUGGGUGGCUGGGUGGCAGGAGCAUGGGAGAAUUCAAAUCAAAUUCCUAAGGCACACAUCAAUCACACUUGUCAAGAGCUUGGCCUUUGUGACUUUAUUUUGUCUGAGUGGAGAGUGCGGGACGAGGCCCUACCAACACAUUUAUUCAACUAAAGGCGUUCUGCUCAGUCUGGGAUGUGAUAGAUGAUUCCAGGGGCUGGUUUGGGCACAGGUGUUGCAACUGCUUGCAUUGCUUUGUGGAUCAAGCUGCUAGUCUGAAAGUAGCAUUGGUUGGUUUCUGCCACCAGCCUGCUGCGUGACCAUGAGCAGGUCACACAGCUCUGUGUCCUUGCAGGUCCUUGGCCAUGCCCAAAUCAAUGCCAGGGCCUCUAUGUGCAGAGCGAUACCUGAAAACAGAACCUGCAAAAGUGAGGGCUAGGACUGUUGGUACCUUAUUCUCCCUUAGGUUCCCCACCUGCAAUCCAGGCCCCUGCGUAGAUGGUGGGGAUGGGACACCAGGAUCUGCUGCUGUUUCCUGGUGUAGAACAUACCUGGUGCAGCCUGUCACUGGUUUCCACAUCAACGCUAUGUGUUUCCUCAAACAAAAGGGACUUCAGCUCUGCCCAUCAGCUGCCUCCCUGUAAGCUCCCCAGUCUGUGCAGAGCUGGCCAGGCUGGAACAGGGCUGAGCUGGGGAUGGCAGAGCUUGGCCAGGCAGAGCAGCAUGACCCAGUGACAGGGCACCUGGUCCUGCUUUCAGUCCCCUCCACCCCGAGGUGGCACUUCAGCUCAGGGCUGGCCAAAGCAGCAAGCUGGAGGAGGGUCUUGGGCUGGGUGAGCAGCUGGAACAACAGUUGAAGCCUGUCCUGAUUAGAUACAAAAAGAGCAAAAUUUCCAAUACUGUGGCUAAGAGCAAAAUCUCCUGUAUUGUUCUCAUCAUGCAUUGGUCAGGUGGCAAUUGGCAGAAGGUGACUCCACUCACAUGUGUGAAAUCACUGGCUGCCUGUGUGCUGGGCUGAUGACACAUGGGACCUGAUGUCUGCCUGCUGCUGGGGGAGGCAGGGGAGCCUGGGGGCAAUGUGUGUUUCUGUGUGCUGAAGUGCUUCAUACAGUAGCGGUGGGACGUAACUCCAAGUACACCAUGGGGAGAAACAAUAGAAAACAGGAAUUAAUGCAGCUUGGCUUGCUAAUAGUUAAAAAUUAUGGCUUGGGUUUUUAUUAAUUAAGAUAGAUUUGCUGUCCUGCUUCCACAGAUUUCAACUACUGUCUGCAUGCAUUUUAUUCCUUAGAAAGGUGGAAUUUUCAUGUACACCUGUGAAAUAACACACUAGUAACAAAACUGAGCAGGUAUGCUUUGUAGAAUGUUCCCAGUUAAUUUAGUGAUCAUAGUUACUGUGUAGGGGAUUCCGUUUUGGCCAAGAGCAGACAAAAAUAGCUAUUAUCUGGUCUAAAGACAGUGCCAGAGCAGUGUUCAUCUGAAGGCUGCAUCAGAAAUUCAUUGGUAAUAUUAAUACCUAAGAAAUUAGGUUGGGCAAAGAGGUUUUCAGAUGGAAAAUGGUCUGCCAAGAGCUGUGGCAUAGAUCCUGUAGAGUUCUCUGAAAUAAGUUUGCGUCAGCUGAGCACCAACUCCUGUGUGGCACAGCAGCCCCCAGGCAGGAAUGCCUUGAGGAGGUGACGGCAGCCAUUUUGUGCCACGUGGCUGCGGGCAGAGGUGUCCCAGCACUCGGGAUGUACAGAGAGCAGCAGGCCGUCUCCCUGCCCUCCUCCUGCCCACAGCAGAUCGGUUUCUUCUAAUGCAGGGGCUGUGAACCACAGCUGUGGCGCCAGGUGUUCCGAGCGCUGUGCUUCUGCAGGCUUUAAUGCCAGCAGCAAGGUCACUGCCCACGCGGCCCUCACAGCCAUCAGCUAUAGCAGUUUUGGGCCCAGCAGCCCUCCCCUGCCCGCCCAGUGCUGCUCUGUGGGCCCAUUGGCUGCAGAACAGAGUGCUGUGCUGCACAGCCCUGGGGACUGAACGCAGGCAGCAGGGCUGUGUGGCUGUGGCUUUCCCUGGGUCAAGCAGAGCCCUGCAGUAUUUGGUCACUGGUACUCCUCAUUUCCAGAAAUCAGGUUGCCCAAAAUGUGAGGCCAGUUUUGCCCUCAUACAAGCAUUUCUCAUUUGACAAAUAAUCCGCAGCGAUGUGAUGUUGGAGGACCAAAUGCAUGGCAGAUUGUGUCUCCUCUUCUUAUUUUCAUGCCGUCUGUCCUUUCUGGAACCCCUUUCA
Messenger RNA from Gallus gallus (chicken), 7478 nucleotides. It is a transcript of the gene WNT2, whose product is annotated as Wnt family member 2. The coding region runs from base 194 to 1141 and encodes 315 amino acids. NCBI's taxonomy places the organism in Eukaryota, Metazoa, Chordata, Aves, Galliformes, Phasianidae. Gene Ontology annotation, cellular component: extracellular region. The record is from RefSeq and is a predicted model, not a curated record. Gene Ontology annotation, molecular function: frizzled binding; cytokine activity. The transcript has 5 exons. Gene Ontology annotation, biological process: multicellular organism development; neuron differentiation; canonical Wnt signaling pathway.